AUGGCAGAGAGCACUAGGUUCAAAACCUUGGAAGAUCAAAUCAAGAAGCAGGAAAUCAGACUUCAAGAAGUAAUUGAAGGUCUGCAGGCAUCGCAAGCUCAACAACAGCAAAUGCAGAUGGAAUUUCGCUCUGGAUUGGAAGAUAACAGUAAAAGGAUGGAGAAUCUGGUAGCUGAGAUGAAGCAGGAACUUAGCGGCUUCAUGAGAGCUGUAAUAGGCAAGGAAAGAGCUAUCUCUGAUGAGGAGCGGCCGAGGAUGGAUCAAGCACCUCUGUUACCAACUCCACCUCCAAAUCAGAGACUCCAGCUGGGGACAGACAACAGUAGAACUGCGAGGAGAGAAACAAGUAAGAUUCUGGUACCCAACCCUCCCAGAAUUGAUUUGCCUAUGUUCAGUGGUGAGAAUCCGAGAGAAUGGAUUAGGAAAUGCAAUAAAUACUGUUUAAAUUACCAGAUUCCUGAAAAUCAAAAAGUAGAAGUGAUAGAAAUGUAUCUGGAAGGCAGGGCUGAUAACUGGUUCCAGGGGAUUAGGCUGGAAAAACCAGAUCUGACUUGGAGAAUGUUUGAAGAACUGUUAUAUAGAAGGUUUGAUAAUAGAAAUGGCCGGGAUGUGGUAGAGGAAUUUAAUAAACUUAGGCAGUCAGGCAAGGUGGAAGAUUACCAGGAAAAGUUUGAGGAGCUAAAGACCAUGAUAAUGAUUAGGAAUCCAUAUCUAGAUGAGGAGUACUUUGUAUCCAGUUUUAUCAGUGGACUUAAGGAUGAAAUCAAAACUAUGAUCAGAAUGUUGAAGCCUACGAAUCUAUCAGAAGCAUUUGAACUAGCUGCACUACAGGAAGAGGCUCUGAGGCUUCAAACCAGAACCUUCAAGGAGGGGGGUAAAACUGUCCUUGAGGAUAGGUUGGGAAUUUCCAGAAAUUCAUCCCCACACCAGGUCCACAGCUCUCAAUAUAGGGUGCCUUCCACCAGCACCUUUAGAAACACCCCAUUCAGAGGCAAACCUGUAUCCACGGCAGGAUCUGAAACUAGGAGACUUUCACCAGAAGAAUUACAAUACAGGAGGAACAAUGGACUUUGUUUUAAGUGUGGAGAGAAGUUUGGCCAAGGCCAUCAGUGCAAGCCUGGCCACCUGAAUCUUCUGGUUACUGAGGAAGAGAAGGAAAAUGAGUUUGAGGAUGCGGUAGGAGAGCAAGAUGAGUCCACUGGAAAUCCAGGACAAGUCAUGGAGAUGUCCUUACAUGCAUUAUCAGAUGCCAUGAAAAGAAAAACAAUAACACUGGUAGGAAAGUGGGAUGGGGAGGAGAUGCUCAUACUUGUUGACACAGGGAGUUCAGAUAGCUAUAUUAGCAGUGAGAAGGUGAUUGCAUUUGAUAUUCCUUAUAAGCUAGUGGAACCGUUCUCUGUGAUUGUGGGGAAUGGAGCAUGUGUGACUAGCAAAGCCAUUUGUCCCAAGGUCACAUGGGGAAUGAACCAGCACCAAUUCUGUUUUGAUCUCAAAGUAAUGGAUUUAAGUGGUUGGGACAUGAUUUUGGGAGUGGACUGGAUGACUCACUAUAGCCCCAUCACUUUUGAUUUCCACCAGUUAACCAUAUCCCUGCAUAGUCAGGGUGAAACGAUACAGCUAAGAGAACAGGCUGAAGACUGUGAUUUGGACCUUAUCAGAGGAGGUGACCUGAGGAACUUCAUUGAAUAUAAAAAAAAGAUGUGUUUGGCCCUAAGGAUGUGUCAAGACAAACUGUCAGAAGAGUCUGAAGUGCCUGCUGAGGUUCAGGAGGUCCUUGGAAAUUUUCAUGAUGUCUUUCAGACUCCUGUUGAGUUGCCCCCUCCCAGAGAGAUAGACCAUGAGAUUCCACUGAAACAGGGAGCACAAGCCUUCAAAAUGAAACCAUAUCGUUAUCCUCAUUCUCAAAAAGGGGAAAUUGAGAAGCAAGUGAGAGAAAUGCUGCAGCAUGGGAUAAUUAUACACAGCAACAGUCCUUUUGCUUCUCCAGUGUUACUGGUGAAGAAAAAGGAAGGAACUUGGCGCUUCUAUGUAGACUACAGACGUCUGAAUGAAAUGACCAUUAAGGAUAGGUAUCCCAUCCCAAAUGUAGAUGAGCUGAUCAACGAGCUGGCAGGUUCAAGGUACAAAUCCAAACUGGACCUCACUUCUGGCUAUCACCAGAUCAGGGUCAAACCUAAGGAUACCCAUAAAACUGCUUUUCAAACUCACUGUGGCCACUAUGAGUUCCUGGUCAUGCCAUUUGGGCUGACCAAUGCACCAGCCACAUUCCAGUCUCUCAUGAAUCAGAUAUUCGAGCCAUACUUAAGGAAGUUUGUUCUGGUUUUCUUUGACGAUAUUCUGGUUUACAGUGCUACACUUGAACUGCAUCUGGAACAUCUGAAGAUAGUAUUAAGUGUCUUGAGGAGGCACCAGCUAUUUGCUAAGAGAUCCAAAUGCUCUUUUGCCCAGCAGAAGGUGGAUUAUCUGGGCCAUACCAUCACUGAACAAGAGGUGUCCAUGGACCAAUCCAAAAUAGAGAGUGUCCUGAAUUGGCCAAGUCCCCAGACUGUUAAGGAGUUGAGGGGGUUUUUGGGGCUGACUGGAUAUUACAGAAGGUUCAUUAGGCACUAUGGGAUCAUUUGCAGGCCACUAACAGAACUACUCAAAAAAGACAACUUUAGGUGGAAUGGGGAAGCACAGAGAGCCUUUGAUUCACUGAAACAUAUCAUGUGUGAAGCCCCUGUACUCAAGUUACCAGAUUUUCAGAAGACCUUCACUAUAGAGACUGAUGCCAGUGGUGGAGGAAUUGGGGCCGUAUUGAUGCAGGAGGGUCACCCUAUAGCCUUCCUUAGCAAAGCUCUAUCAACAAGAAACUUGGGAUUAUCAGCCUAUGAGAAAGAACUGUUAGCACUAGUGAUGGCCGUGAGCAAAUGGAGGCACUUCUUGCUGGGAUACCACUUUGUGAUCAAGACAGACCACCAGUCCCUCAAGUAUUUGCUAGAUCAGAAACUCACUACUACACUGCAGCACAAGUGGUUGGCUAAAUUGCUGGGAUUAGAUUAUGAGAUACAGUACAAGAAGGGGUCAACUAACAAGGUGGCGGAUGCACUAUCCAGACUGUAUAAUAGGGGUCAAGGGGAACUCCAUCAGCAAGGAUCCUGCCUGGCCAUUACUUCAGUCACGCCCUUGUGGAUACAGGAAUUGCAACAGAGUUAUGAUGCUGACCCUCAGUGCCAGAGUAUCAUCUCCCAACUGCUCCUGGAUCCUACUGCCCAGUCACAGUAUGAGUGGGAUCAAGGACUGCUGAAAUACAAUGGUAGGCUUUAUGUGGGAGCUGCCAAUGGCUUAAGGGGCAAACUGAUUCAAGCUCUCCAUGCUUCUGCCAUUGGAGGACAUUCUGGACAAAGAGGGUGUUGGCACAGGCUGAAGGCACUGUUCUAUUGGCCUAAUAUGAAACAGGAGGUCAUCAAGUUCGUUCAAGCCUGUGACACCUGCCAAAGGUUUAAGUCUGAGCAUGUUCCCUACCCAGGCCUGUUACAACCACUACCUGUGCCUCAGUCAGCCUGGACUCACCUUAUCAACCAUUUCAUUGAUCCUCCUUAG
Molecule: messenger RNA, 3582 nt
Organism: Coffea arabica (coffee)
Lineage: Eukaryota; Viridiplantae; Streptophyta; Magnoliopsida; Gentianales; Rubiaceae
Source: RefSeq, a predicted model, not a curated record